AUGUCCAUGAUCAACAUCAGACGAGAUAACCCCGACCCCUUCUACCGGUACAAGAUGCCUGCCAUCACCUCCAAGAUCGAGGGUCGAGGUAACGGUAUCAAGACUGCCGUGAUCAACGGUUCUGACGUUGCCCGAGCUCUUAACCGACCUCCUUCUUACGUCAUUAAGUACUUUGGUAUCGAGCUUGGAGCCCAGACCCAGAUCUCCGAGGACAAGGACCGAUACCUGGUCAAUGGUCAGCACGACGCUGCCUCUCUGCAGGACACUCUGGACGGUUUCAUCAACCGGUUCGUGCUCUGUGAGGCCUGCAAGAACCCCGAGACUGAGCUCAUCAUCACCAAGAACGGAGACAUUACCCGAGACUGUAAGGCCUGUGGUAAGCGAACUCCCGUGGACAUCCGACACAAACUCGCCACCUUCAUCGUCAAGAACCCUCCCUCGCAAGCCAAGGGUAAGAAGGGUGCUGCUGGAGCUGCCUCCAACACCUCUGCUCAGGCCCCUGAUGUGGACGACAACGAGGACGGCGAACCCUCUGACGACGAGCUGACCAAGCGAAUCAACGCCGAGGCAUCCGAGCUUCCCGCCGCCGCUACCCGAGCCGACGACGAUACCUGGACUGUCGACACUUCUGCCGAGGCCGUUGCUGCCCGACAGCGAGAGGUCGAGCAGGGUGUUGCCGGCAUCGCCCUGGAGGAGAACGAUGCCUACACCAUCUUUGGAGAGUGGUGUUCCGAGGGUGAACCCAGCGACGUGGAGAUCUACAAGAAGGCCAUUGAGCUGGGUAUUUCUGACGAUUCCAAGACCGUCCAGGUUCUGCCCCAGGUCAUUUUCGACAAGGACAUUGUCAAGCAGAUUGAUGAGCACAAAGGUCUGCUGACCAAGAUUGUGGCUUCCGACGAGCACGAAAAGGCCUUGCUUGGUGGUAUUGAGCGUCUCGUUGGCCUUACCCACCCCGAUCUCAUCCCCGCCGUGCCCAAGAUCCUUUUCAAGCUCUACGAGCUCGAUCUCGUGUCCGAGGAGGUGGCCAAGAAGUGGGGAACCAAGGUGUCCAAGCGAUACGUCGACAAGGAGACCUCCAAGAAGGUGCGAAAGGCUGCCAAGCCGUUCAUUGACUGGCUCGAUGAGGCUGAGGAGGAGUCUGACAGUGAUGACGAGUAA
Molecule: messenger RNA, 1158 nt
Organism: Yarrowia lipolytica CLIB122
Lineage: Eukaryota; Fungi; Ascomycota; Dipodascomycetes; Dipodascales
Biological process (GO): formation of translation preinitiation complex; formation of cytoplasmic translation initiation complex; translational initiation
Cellular component (GO): cytosol
Molecular function (GO): GDP-dissociation inhibitor activity; eukaryotic initiation factor eIF2 binding; translation initiation factor activity
Source: RefSeq, a predicted model, not a curated record